Molecule: messenger RNA, 2832 nt
Organism: Trichogramma pretiosum
Lineage: Eukaryota; Metazoa; Arthropoda; Insecta; Hymenoptera; Trichogrammatidae
Gene: mAChR-A
Product: muscarinic acetylcholine receptor DM1
Exons: 6
Coding region: 670-2712 (680 amino acids)
Biological process (GO): chemical synaptic transmission; G protein-coupled receptor signaling pathway, coupled to cyclic nucleotide second messenger; adenylate cyclase-inhibiting G protein-coupled acetylcholine receptor signaling pathway
Cellular component (GO): dendrite; plasma membrane; synapse
Molecular function (GO): G protein-coupled acetylcholine receptor activity; G protein-coupled serotonin receptor activity
Source: RefSeq, a predicted model, not a curated record
UUCAGUUCUGUGUCUCUCUCUGUACGUGUGUUUUUGUGCUGCCUCUCUGCGCCGAAGAUAAAGUGUCUCUCUCUUGUCUCUCGUGUCCAGUAUAUCUCAUUCACGACGCAUGGGGGGUAGUAGUCAGUGCUGCGUUCGACGAUGCCGAUGUCGUUGAUGCCCAAGACAACACACGACACGACACGACAUUCUUGGGAUCGCGCGUUGACCCGAAAAAGCAAGCAGUGACGAAUACAUAAUACAUGUGUCGCGAGAGCAGUAGUUUGUGAGUUGUUCAGCGCGUGUGUUCACGCGUGGUGGUGAUGGUGGUUGUGGUCCUGUGACUCGGAUGAAAUCGAAGAUGGAUGAAGAGUAUCGCGACGAUGAAAGAAGAACGAUGAUAAUAUGAAGACGAGAAGGAGCAAGAGAAGAAGAUUUCCAGUCGUCGUUACAUCGAACUCCGCAAGGUCGUCGACAAAGGAGAAGAAGAAGCAGAAGAAGAAGAAGAGGAAGAAAUAGGAAAGCAGCGGAGCAGGGGCCCCGAAAUGAAGUCGACGAGGCAGCCGUCGGUCCUCCGAGGCGCGCGAAAGCGUCGCAGCCGAGUCCGGAAAGCUUAAAUUAUUAAGCCUGUACACUUGGUGCGCGACAAUAGAGUACACACGAAGGAAGCCGAGAGAGAGAGAGAGAGUCAUGAGUUACGAUUUGGAGCGAUUGGCCAUGUCGACGUCGACGGACCCGUACAACUACAGCCUCGAGUCGUCCUCGGCCAGCUACAAUCAGAGCGUCGAGGUGCCCCUCGGCUAUCAGUAUCCCCUCUGGAAGGUCAUCCUGAUCACGGCGGUGGCGAGCUGCCUCAGCCUCGUCACCGUCAUCGGCAACAUCAUGGUGAUGGUCAGCUUCAAGAUCGACAAGCAGCUCCAGACCAUAUCCAAUUACUUUCUGUUCAGUCUCGCCGUGGCGGAUUUCGCCAUCGGCCUCAUAUCCAUGCCCCUGUUCACGGUCUACACGGUGCUGGGUUAUUGGCCGCUGGGCUCGCACAUCUGCGACACCUGGCUGGCCCUCGACUAUCUCGCCAGCAACGCCUCGGUCCUCAAUCUGCUCAUCAUCAGCUUCGAUCGUUACUUCUCCGUCACGAGGCCGCUCACCUACAGGGCCAAGAGAACCACUGCCAAGGCUGCCUUUAUGAUAGGAUGCGCCUGGGGCAUAUCGCUGCUGCUGUGGCCGCCCUGGAUCUACGCCUGGCCGUACAUCGAGGGCGAGCGCACAGUGCCCGAGAACGCCUGCUACAUACAGUUCAUCGAGACGAAUCACUACAUCACCUUCGGCACGGCCAUAGCCGCCUUCUACGUGCCCGUCAGCGUCAUGGCCUUCCUCUACUGGCGCAUCUGGCAGGAGACGGAGAAGCGCCAGAAGGACCUGCCCAAUCUCCAGGCGGGCAAGCAGGACGCGAGCAAACGAAGCAACUCCAGCGACGAAGCACUGGACAUGGAGGAGUGCAGAAGGCCGAGAAGCGAGUCGAGCACCGGCGCCGGCGACGAGCUGAAUUCCACGCAUAUUGCGGUUUCCUACCUCGACCGGCAUUAUCCCCAGCACAGGAAGCAUCGGCCGCUGUCGUGGACCUGGCUGAAGCUGUGGUGCAUCGACUGGUGGCGCAGCGGCCGCGACGAGGACGACGAGGACGACGACGACGACGAGGCCUGCGGCGCCGAGUCGUCGCGCACCGCCCCGGGCUACGAGGAGGCCACCCUCACGCCCGUCUCGCUGGAGACGCCCGUGCCAUCGGUGACGUCGCGCUGGGACUCGUUCGGCGUCACCCAGUCGACCAGUCUCAAUCUCGACAUCAGGGACGCCGUGUCUCAGGGUGGGGGUGGUGGCGCCGGCAGCGGCGAGUACAUGAGGCCGCCGCCCGGCUCGAGGACGCCCGGCACCCUCAGCGCCGCCACCAUCAGCACCCAGAGGAGCGUCAGCAACGAUCCCCAAGUCUACACGAUCCUGAUCAAGCUGCCGGGGCCGCCGAGCGGCAGGGGCGGCCGCUUCACCGGCGCCGUCGAGGCGCCCAGCAUCAAGAUGUACGCCGACGACGUCCUGUCCAUCCAGUCGAUCAGGCCGGGCAUGGAGCUGAGCAGCGUACCCGGGGCCACCAAUCAGGACGUCAUCGUCCAGCACGCCGAGCCCCACUACCCGACCCACCAGCAUUUGCAACAGCAUCAUCACCAGCAGCAGCAGCAUCACCAGGGCAGCCUCGAGGAGGACACUUGCAGCAUAGCGAGCAAGCAGACCCUCGCGCGUCGGCCCUCGCAGAUGACCCAGGACUCGCGGAUACCUCUCAACGCCAAAAACAUUGGCAAGACGGGUGCUGCUCAGGGCAAGCAAGCAGGAGGACCCGGAGGUGGUGGCAAAGCCGCCGUAGUCGCGCCCGUCAAGAAGAAGAAAAAGUCGCAGGAGAAGAAGGCCGACAAGAAGGCGGCCAAGACACUGUCGGCCAUCCUCGCGGCCUUCAUACUCACCUGGACGCCGUACAACAUACUCGUACUGCUCAAGCCGCUUACGGCCUGCACGGGCUGCAUACCCCAGGAGCUCUGGGAAUUUUUCUACUAUCUCUGCUACAUCAACAGCACCGUGAAUCCGGUCUGCUACGCUCUGUGCAACGCCACGUUCAGGCGCACCUACGUGCGCAUACUCAAGUGCAAGUGGCACAGCCGCAACAGGACCGGCGUGAAUCGCGGAUACUGAUGAUCAGUAGUGCUGGUGGUGCGGGACUCGUACUCGAUUAUUAUUGGCUCGAGCGUGGCAGCCUAAGAAGGUGCAGUGCAUUAUAUAUAGGACGUAUAUGUACGUGUAUGUGUGUGUGCG